AUGACAAUUCUAGGUAUAACUUUUUGUCUGUUUUUCUAUUUACUUCAAAGAACUUCUGGACAAAGUGGAUAUACACAGAAUGGAGAUUUUGAAGAUGCAGAACAGGAUGACUAUUCUUUCUCCUGCUACAGUCAGUUGGAAGUGAACUCACUAACUCACGAGCAUUCACUAACCUGUAUGUUUGAUGACCCAGAUAUCAACAGCACCAAUCUGGAAUUUGAAAUAUGUGGGGCCCUUUUGUACGUAAAAUGCUUGGAUUUUCAUAAACUUCAAGACACUUACUUCUUAGAGACAAAGAAUUUUUUGCUGAUUGGAGAUAGCAAAAUAUGUGUGAAGCUUAGAAGAAAGAAUGUAAUUUGCAGACAAGUAAGCAUCACCCACAUAGUGAAACCUGAAGCUCCAUUUGACACAAAAGUCACAUAUCGUGAGGAAGCAAAUGAUUUUGAAGUGACAUUUAAUACACCACACUGGAACAAGUCUUAUGUGAAAAACCUGAUACAUGAGGUAGCUUACCGCCAGGAAAAAAAGGAAAAUGAUUGGAAGUAUGUGAAUUUAACCCUUACAAAGCUGACACUGUUACAAAGAACACUCCAACCUGAUGCAGUGUAUGAAAUUAAAGUUCGUUCUCUCCCCUUCGACUAUUACAAAGGCUUCUGGAGUGAAUGGAGUCCAAGCUAUCACUUCAGAACUCCUGAAACUUACAGCCCAGGGGAGAUCAAUCCUGUUCUAGUAACUAUCAGCAUUCUAGGUUUUUUCUCUGUGGCUCUGAUGGUCAUCUUGGCUGGAGUAUUAUGGAAAAAAAGAAUUAAGCCUGUUUUAUGGCCUAGUCUCCCUGAUCAUAAGAAAACUCUAGAACAGCUGUGCAAGAAACCAAUAAAGAAUUUGAAUGUGAGUUUCAAUCCUGAAAGUUUCCUGGACUGUCAGAUUCAUAAGGUAGAUGGAAUUCAAGAUAGAAAUGAAGCAGAAGUGUUUCUACAAGACACAUUUUCAGUGCAAUUAGAAGAGUCUGAAAAACAGAGACUUGAAGAGGGAGCACAGGAUGGUAGCUGCCCAUCAGUGCAUACAAUCAUCACCCCGGAAACUGUCAAAGAAGAUUCAGCUCUCAGAUGUCCAUCUGGAAGUGUCCACAUAUGUGAUGCAUCUGUAGCCCCCGCCAAUUCGCCUGCAGACUGCAGAGAAGGUAUCAAGAGUGGGUCUCAUGUCUACCAGGACCUGCUUCUUCUCCCUGAAACUCCAAACAGCAUGCUGCCUCCUCCCUGUCCUUUCCAAACAGGAAUCCUGGUCAUGAACACUGAGGUCCAGAGACAACCCUUCCUUACUUGCUUGAGAUCAAGUCAAGAAGAAGCUUAUGUCACCAUGUCCAGCUUCUAUCAAAACCAGUAAAUUGUAAGAAAUUCAAGAUGGAAAGCAUUAUGACCAACAAAAUGAUGGAAUUCCUACUUUUCCUCACUGCACAGAAAAUACACAGUUAACACCACCAUCACUUCAAAUAACCUGAAACAUGGCUUUCACCUCUCCUGCAUCAAGGCUAUUAUAUAUGUAACAGGAACAUUCAGCUUCAGGUCACCAGAUUAUUCAAUUAUUUCUAAAAGAAAAAAAUCAAUGAAGAAAGCGUGAAGGGGAGUUUCGACAGGUGAUGAAUGAAGGAAGAGAGCAAGGAAAGAAAUUAAUGAAGCAAGAAAAGAAAGAAUAAAAGAUGAAAACAAUAGUAACCUUUAUCAGAAGUUACUCUAUCCAGUGCUGUGCUAAAGUGUUCUACAAAUCUUGUCUCUGCAGUUACAAAAAUUAUUCAGGGGGAGGGAAGUAAGAGGCAAUUAUCACCAUAGGCAUUAUUAUUAUUCUAUUUGUGAGAAUUUAGAAAAGUAGAGAGGGUUUAAGCAACUUCUCCCUGUAUCCUGCGGCUGAUGACAGAACCAGCCCCCCAACAUAUGAUUUUCUCACAAGUGCCACACCUCACUAAUAACAGGAUGACCGUAUAAUCUACUGUUUAAACAGGGACCCGUUUUAAAGUUAAAAAUGAAGUUAUAGUCACUUCAUAAACUGGAUAUGUGGUAACCCCAAUUGAAAAGAAAGGGGAGAUAGGGGAGAAGACAUGGUCACAUGAUGUACAACGUCACGUGACCAGUG
Messenger RNA from Sorex fumeus (smoky shrew), 2127 nucleotides. RefSeq names its product interleukin 7 receptor (gene IL7R). The coding region runs from base 1 to 1383 and encodes 460 amino acids. Gene Ontology annotation, biological process: cytokine-mediated signaling pathway; hemopoiesis; positive regulation of receptor signaling pathway via JAK-STAT. The record is from RefSeq and is a predicted model, not a curated record. NCBI's taxonomy places the organism in Eukaryota, Metazoa, Chordata, Mammalia, Eulipotyphla, Soricidae. Gene Ontology annotation, molecular function: cytokine receptor activity; protein binding. The transcript is spliced from 8 exons. Gene Ontology annotation, cellular component: membrane; external side of plasma membrane.